AAACAAAAGUCCACAUUAAAAAGUGAUGUUGUUGCAUUCCAUCUCUCCGUUUCCCUCUGCCGCGAUACGCAGAGUCCAGAACCACAGAAGCUUGGGUAGAAGAAUCGGCAGCCAACCUCAACUGCAGCAAGUCAGAGCCAUGAAGGCCGUCGUGCAACGAGUUGCAUCCGCGAGUGUCGAGGUCGAUGGGCUUAUCGUAUCGGAAAUCGGGCCAGGCCUCCUCGUACUCGUCGGUCUUCACGAGUCCGACACCGAUUCCGAUGCCGAUUACAUAUGCCGUAAGGUAUUGAGCAUGAGAUUGUUUCCUAAUGAGAGUACUGGGAAAUCUUGGGACCAGAAUGUGAUGCAGAGAAAUUAUGAAGUUCUACUAGUCAGUCAAUUUACAUUGUAUGGAAUCUUGAAGGGUAACAAGCCGGAUUUUCAUGUGGCAAUGCCACCAGGGAAGGCAAAGCUGUUCUACGCUUCUUUGGUUGAUAAAUUUCAACAAUCUUACAAGACAGAUGCUAUAAAAGAUGGUGUUUUUGGAGCAAUGAUGAAGGUCAAUUUGGUAAAUGAUGGCCCAGUCACGAUGCAGCUAGACUCAUCACAAUCAUCCAAUUUCACUUGAGAAGAUUGAACCAUUUCAAAGAUUGAAAUGAGGCCGAAGUAGCAUAAUAUUCAAAUUUGUUAAAUUGGCUUGGAUCCAGCGUUGUAAUUGUGGUGUUAUAUGUAUUACAAGUUGGUAAAUUAUUUAGACACAACUAUGAACUGAAUAACUGAUUCUCUGACAAGAAGUGAAAAUCUUGUUUUGGCAUGCUAUUAUUGCUGU
Molecule: messenger RNA, 808 nt
Organism: Tripterygium wilfordii
Lineage: Eukaryota; Viridiplantae; Streptophyta; Magnoliopsida; Celastrales; Celastraceae
Product: D-aminoacyl-tRNA deacylase
Exons: 8
Coding region: 26-607 (193 amino acids)
Biological process (GO): tRNA metabolic process
Cellular component (GO): cytoplasm
Molecular function (GO): D-tyrosyl-tRNA(Tyr) deacylase activity
Source: RefSeq, a predicted model, not a curated record